AUGCGAUCGCGAACGGAUGUGGAAUUUUAGAUGGUUGUAAGGCAGAUAGUAUUGAAGAGUGUUACAAAUAUUAGAAAAUUUGAUGAUCAAAAAAGAAAAUAUCGCUAUUAAGUAUAUAAACGGUUUCGUGUAAAAAUGAACACGUGGUUACUGGCUGCCCUCGCCUUAUGGGCUCUUCUGCUGCAUUUAUUUUUUCCCAAGAUUUUGGAGUUUUUACGUUUAGUUAGCUGGUCUAAGACAUUGCCGGGUCCAACAAUUGCAGAAUUCAUUGAAAAUGUUAAAAAAGGACAAAUUCUCGCCUGGUUCAAGGAGCUACGUCUGCGGCAUGGUCCCACAUUUUGUAUGUGGAUGGGUAAAGAUUUAAUGGUUUUCUUUACUGAUCCCCAAGAUGUCAAACAAUUGUUAGGCAACAACAAUUUGACACAUAAAUCACAAAAUUAUGACAGCAUUAGCCCUUGGUUAGGCAAAGGUCUUUUAACCAGCAGUGGUGAUCAUUGGCACAGAAGAAGAAAGCUUUUGACUCCGGCAUUUCAUUUUCGCAUCUUAAGUGAAUUUAAGGAACCCAUGGAGGAAAAUUGUAAAAUAUUGGUGCGACGUUUGGAGGAGAAGGCUAAUGGCGAAGAAUUUGAUAUCUAUCCUUAUAUAACCUUAUUUGCCUUGGAUGCGAUAUGUGAGACGGCCAUGGGUAUUAAGAAAAAUGCUCAAAUGCAAAGCGAAUCGGAAUAUGUUAAAGCGGUGCAAGCCAUUUGUAGCAUUCUCCAAAAAAAGGCCUUCUCGUUCUGGCAGAGAAACAACGUAUUUUUCAAAUACACUGAAGCGGGUCGUCAGCGAGAUGCUUGCCUUGAAAUUUUGCAUGGCGAAACAAAUCGCGUUAUAAAACUACGACGCAAAUUAUUGCAAGAUUCGAAAAUUAAAUCAAUGGAUGAUGCUGAGAAAUCAUACGAUAGCAUUGGCAGCAAAAAACGUUUAGCCUUUCUGGAUAUGUUGCUGAUUUCACAAAUGGAGGGAGUGCCUUUGACCGAUCGCGAAAUAAGAGAAGAAGUCGAUACAUUCAUGUUCGAAGGACAUGACACUACCAGCUCAGCUAUAGGAUUUGCCAUAUAUCUACUCUCACAAAAUGCCCAAGCCCAAAAGUUGGCCUAUGAAGAGGCAUUGGCUCUUGAAGGCAGAGAAAAGGAAUCAAUGCCUUAUUUGGAAGCUAUCAUCAAAGAGACUUUACGUUUGUAUCCCUCGGUGCCGGUAUAUGCGCGAGCUGUUAAAGAAGAUUUGCAAGUGGGCAAAUUGGUCGUACCCAAAGGUGCCAGUAUUUCUCUGCUGGUCUAUAUGACCCACCGUGAUGAGAAAUAUUUUCCAGAUCCCGAAAGAUUUGAUCCUCAAAGAUUUUUGCAGAAAGACAAGGAGAUGCAUCCCUUUAGUUUUGUGGCAUUCAGCGCUGGGCCAAGGAAUUGUAUAGGUCAAAAAUUUGCCAUGCUGGAACUAAAGUGUUCCCUAUCUUAUCUAUUGCGUAAGUUUGAAUUUCUUCCUGUGGAAGGUUUUAAACCAAAUCCUUUGGCUGAAUUGGUUAUGAGAAGUGGAAAUGGCAUCAGAAUUCGCAUUAAACAUCGGAAUUGAGUUGCAGCAAUUUGCUAACAUGGAUUAAGACAAGAAAAAGGCUGUUUUAAGAAUUUCAAUGAAUGAAUGUUUAAAUAUUUAUAUAUAGGAAAAAAUAAUUUUUCCGUAGCUGUAUCAUAAAUGAAAUACAAUUUUACCAAAGCAA
Molecule: messenger RNA, 1756 nt
Organism: Stomoxys calcitrans (stable fly)
Lineage: Eukaryota; Metazoa; Arthropoda; Insecta; Diptera; Muscidae
Product: probable cytochrome P450 4s3
Exons: 4
Coding region: 136-1611 (491 amino acids)
Molecular function (GO): heme binding; iron ion binding; monooxygenase activity
Source: RefSeq, a predicted model, not a curated record